AUGGCUCCUCUGCCGGAUAACACGGGUUUUGCGACUGCCUCUGCUGAUGGCUGUGUCAAGGUGAUUGUGAAGGAUGCGCUGGCAGCAGGGAGGGGAGAGAAGCACCUAACAGUGGUGAACACGCGCACUCUCAAGAUGUCAGACGAUGUGCUCAGUGUGGCUUUCAGCCCUGACGGUCGAUACAUUGCACUCUCCCUCUUAGACUCCACCAUCAAGGUCUUUUUCGUCGACUCUCUCCGUUUCUUCCUGUCUCUCUACGGCCACAAGCUGCCAGCCAUCUGUCUUGACAUCUCAUCCGACUCACAGCUGGCAGUGUCAGGUUCAGCUGAUAAGAGCGUCAAGAUCUGGGGGCUCGACUUUGGAGACUGUCACCGGUCGCUCUUCGCGCACCAAGACAGUGUGAUGUGUGUCAAGUUCGUGCCCCGCACACACUACUUCUUCUCAUGCGGAAAGGACAGGAGAGUGCGCUACUGGGAUGCGGACAAGUUUCAGCUGCUGCACUCACUGGACGGGCACCACGCUGAGGUGUGGUCACUAGCCAUCAGCCCCCUGGGUGACUUCCUUGUGUCCGGCUCCCACGACCGUUCCAUCCGCCGCUGGCAACGCACCGAUGAGCCCUUUUUCCUCGAGGAAGAGCGGGAGAAGCAGCUCGAAGCCAUGUUUGAAGCCCGGGCUGUGGCACUACCAACCGACGCACGCCGGCCAGAAGGGGGCGACGACGAGGAGGAGGGCGGCGAAGGGGCAGAGGCGGCGGGGCCGGGCGGCGCAGCGGGGGAGCUGGGCGGUGUGGGAGGGGCGGCGAGGGGCACGCAGGAGACGGUUUGGGCGGCAGACUCGAUCAUUGAGGCGGUGGAGCUGGCCUCUAUGGAAGAAGCUCGGAUGGUUCCCUUCAUCAAGGACCCCAGCGACCCGACCUCGCUCCUCCCCUCCUUCCAGCCCAACGUGUUGCUCCUCGGCCACUCCCCCGCGGCCUUUGUGCUGCGAGCUCUCGCCAGCGUCAAGCCCUCCGAGCUCGAGCAAGCGCUGCUGGUGCUGCCGUUCACAGUGGCUCUGCGCAUUCUGCACUUCGCCCCCCACUGGCUGCACCGCCCGCUGCCGCAGCUGGAGUUUGCCGCCCGUGCCCUCGUCUCCCUCGUGCGCAUCCACCACUCCCAGCUCGUUGCUACACCUACUGCCCGGCCCCUUCUUGCUGCUGUGCACACACUGCUACGGGCGUCACUCAAGGACGCAGUAGCAACAGUGGGAUGCAACUUGGCUGCCAUAAGUCACAUCAAGUCCCUUCUAGCGUCAUCCCAGGCGUCCAUAGAGGGGGGAGACGGCACGGGCAUGGCAGAGAAGGUGAAAGAGAUCAGAGAGCGGCUGGCCAAGGGGCGCAAUGCGGUGGUUGCAGAGAAGCUGCAGCGGAGCAAAGCAGAGAAGCGCAAGCGCAAGGCAGAGAAGCAGAAGGUGAAGAGCUGA
Messenger RNA from Closterium sp. Yama58-4, 1458 nucleotides. The record is from the annotation of a GenBank genome assembly. Lineage: Eukaryota; Viridiplantae; Streptophyta; Zygnematophyceae; Desmidiales; Closteriaceae.